This is a messenger RNA of Notothenia coriiceps (black rockcod), 2618 nucleotides long. It is a transcript of the gene fosl1a, whose product is annotated as FOS like 1, AP-1 transcription factor subunit a. The record is from RefSeq and is a predicted model, not a curated record. NCBI's taxonomy places the organism in Eukaryota, Metazoa, Chordata, Actinopteri, Perciformes, Nototheniidae. Gene Ontology annotation, molecular function: RNA polymerase II cis-regulatory region sequence-specific DNA binding; DNA-binding transcription factor activity, RNA polymerase II-specific. Gene Ontology annotation, cellular component: nucleus. The transcript is spliced from 4 exons. Bases 278 to 1297 code for a protein of 339 amino acids. Gene Ontology annotation, biological process: regulation of transcription by RNA polymerase II.
ACUUUUGGUUAAAAAUAUAUGACUAACCCCGGGAGGACGUACUGAAAGUCGUUUUCAGAGGUUUUAAGGCGAUUUGAAAAAAAGCAAGGCGAUAUUUUCUUCCUUGUUCCCCCCUUGAAGACGUGCCUGUUUGGACUCUACCGAUUUACCGCAAUAAGGUGGGCUUGCCCAGAGUUUGAAUUGACACACGAGAAUCAUCCCGAAACUACUUUUCGUGAGAGGUAAAGGCUUUAUAUCCACAGCCGGGUGCUAGUUUCUUUUCAUUUAAACAGAAAGGAUGUAUCAAAACUUUGGGAAUCAAGGGAGAGGCAACCCAGCGUACACUGGCAGCUCCUCUGGGUCUCACUCCCAGGGAAGCACCAGCAACACACAGCAGGAGCAGAAGUAUACAAUGUCCGGCAGCAGUCAAUUUGUACCAAGCCUCAAUGCCAUUACAACCAACCAGGACCUCCAGUGGUUGGUCCAGCCCUCAAUCCUGCAUCCGCCGGGCCCUUCAAGAUCUCCAGUUCCUCCCUACCCAACCCUCUCCGGGGCACGGCCUCUGGCUCCACCACCCCAUUUUCUCCGACCAGGUGUCAUAAGAGCUGCUGCACACACUACUGCUUCGACAAGGCACAGGAAUGACCAGCAUCUAUCCCAAGAAGAGAUGGAGAGACGUAGAAUAAGAAGGGAGCGGAAUAAGAUGGCAGCAGCAAAAUGUCGCAAUCGCCGUCGGGAGCUAACAGACACACUGCAAAAUGAGACUGACAUACUGGAAGAUGAAAAGUCAAAGUUACAGAAGGAAAUAGCACAAUUAGAAAAGGAGAAGGACAAGCUUGAGCUGGUCCUGGAAGCUCACCGUCCCAUUUGUAAAAUAGAGGGAUCGGAUUCAGAUUCGGACCCAAAUCCAUCCAUUUCCUCUUUGGGAGGCAUCAAACUGGAGCCACAUGACUUCAGCAGACCCGGACCCUCAACCAGACAGCCAACAAAAGUAGAGAAGCCUAAACCGAGGAUAACCAUCCCAACCAAACGUGAAACAGCGGCUGCCUCGUCUGCUGCCUCUGAAUCAGAGUCUCUCCACACUCCGGUUCUCGCAUCCACUCCCUCCCUCACGCCCUUCACAGCUGGUAUGAUUUUCACCUACCCCUCUGCCUCUUCGGACACCAGCGCCUCCACCACGUCCCAUGCUUCCUCCCAUCAUGGAAACAUCCACCACUCUCAGGUCCCACAGCCCUGCGGGAUAGCCCACCGCCGCAGCAGCAGCAGUGGAGACCAAUCGGAUCACUCCCUGCACUCCCCGACCAUCCUCACGCUGUGAUCAAAGCCCGCAGCACCCUGACAAAACAGUAAUGUGUGAGAGGAGGGAUCUCUGGGGGUGUGAAAUGAAAACGAUGAUUGUGUUCAGCAUUUCAAAAUGAGCUUCAUGUCUUAUUUCAGAAAGUAGAUCUUUACUUGGAUGAUAUGCCAAUUAGAGGCCCGAUUUUGAUAAAAAUGUUACUAUUUUUUGUAUUGAUACAAAUAUAGAGUCUUUUACCUUUCAUUUUAAAAGCUAUUAUGUAGAGUGAACAUGUUUGAAGUUUAUUAGCAAAGCAUUGCAUGCAGAAUUUAUAAUACAAGCUUUUCUAGAGAAAUAACUAUAACUCAAACUAGUAAUAUAAUAAUUGUGAUAUUACAGUAAAUGUUGAAUUGAAUGCCUUUUUUACAUUGUUACAUCAUGUUUUGUAACACUUUAUAAACGUCCUCAGCAAGGGAAAUAGACUACUUAUAAACAAAGUUCCUUAUUUUUGUACGAGUCCUCUAAUAAAUCCUAAUAUUGUCUAUGCAAACGAUUGACCACUAAGGCUGGGCCGUAGGAGUUAAUAUAGAUUUUAUAAUCACAUAUUUAUAUUUCCAGAGUGUAAUAUAUAUAUAUUUGUAAAUGUUUUUGUUGUCUCUGAUCGGUUGUGUUUGGCAGUGCCUUACUUUUAUUUUUGUCAAAGUAGUAAUACUGCACAGACAAUAAAGAGCUAGCAUGUAUACAAUUUGUGAUGGUGUUAUUAUUUACAACCAAACGAAGAAUGUGAAUAUCCUGAGAAUUUAAAAACAACCAAUUCAUCAAAUUAAAUUAAGAAUGAAACAUUUAAAGUGUAAAGAAGAUGUGUAAACUUUGUGAACACCAAGACACAGUUCAACCUAAAGAGGAACAGCAACACUUUUGGACUUAUGAGUAUUACAUUCUUUUAUAGUAAAUUGAAAGAAGAUCCUUCUGCAUUUAACUUGAAAUGAAUUAGUAAUGUUCGUUGGUUGAAGCUUUUCAAACGUGAGGUUUUGCAGCUGUCUUGGGUUAAGGAAUGCUUUUCAGAAUAAAAAUUAUAAUUGCAAUUUUUCUUUCUCUUUUUUUGACUGUGUUUUGCAUUUUACAUGAAAAUGCAAAUGAGGGAAACAAUAUAUAAUGAAAACAAUCACAACUCUUUUACUGACACUUGAUAAAAGCAUUUGAUGGCUGCAAAUUACACUGAGAAUGUGAACACUGUGUUCUGUCUCCCAAAAUGAAGUGAAUCUCAUGCUAAUACAUACACGGCUCAGAGGGCAUUGGAUUGCUCUACUAAAAUGGGGUUAGAGAGAAAAACGAGAUGGAACGAGAGUCAGAGUGAGAGCAC